Molecule: messenger RNA, 1650 nt
Organism: Nothoprocta perdicaria
Lineage: Eukaryota; Metazoa; Chordata; Aves; Tinamiformes; Tinamidae
Gene: SHMT2
Product: serine hydroxymethyltransferase 2
Exons: 12
Coding region: 1-1479 (492 amino acids)
Biological process (GO): regulation of oxidative phosphorylation; protein homotetramerization; tetrahydrofolate interconversion
Cellular component (GO): mitochondrial matrix; mitochondrial inner membrane; cytoplasm
Molecular function (GO): protein homodimerization activity; pyridoxal phosphate binding; mRNA 5'-UTR binding
Source: RefSeq, a predicted model, not a curated record
AUGCACGCGCAGCUGCUCCAUGCAGGCCCUGCAGCGCUGCGGCCCCGUGGGCAGCCUGCGCGCCCAGCACCGCCCGCGGCGGCGCCCGCCUGGACGGGCCAGGAGAGCCUGGCCGAGAGCGACCCGGAGCUGUGGGCCCUGCUGCGCCAGGAGAAGCAGCGGCAGUGCCGGGGGCUGGAGCUCAUCGCCUCCGAGAACUUCUGCAGCCGGGCGGCGCUGGAGGCGCUCGGCUCCUGCCUCAACAACAAGUACUCGGAGGGCUACCCGGGCAGGAGGUACUACGGGGGCUCCGAGGUCGUGGACCAGAUCGAGGAGCUGUGCGCGCGGCGGGCGCUGGAGGCCUUCGGCCUCGACCCGGCCCGCUGGGGCGUCAACGUGCAGCCCUACUCGGGCUCGCCGGCCAACUUCGCCGCCUACACGGCCCUGCUGCGGCCCCACGAGCGCCUCAUGGGGCUGGACCUGCCCGACGGCGGCCACCUCACGCACGGCUACAUGACGGACACCAAGCGCAUCUCGGCCACCUCCAUCUUCUUCGAGUCGAUGCCCUACAAGCUGGACCCGGCCACGGGACUCAUCGACUACGAGCAGCUGGAGCGCUCGGCACGGCUCUUCCGCCCGCGCCUGCUCGUCGCCGGCACCAGCGCCUAUGCCCGGCUCAUCGACUACGCCCGCAUGCGGCAGGUGUGCCAGGAGGUGAACGCCUACCUGCUGGCCGACAUGGCGCACAUCAGCGGCCUCGUGGCCGCCGGCGUGGUGCCCUCGCCCUUCGAGCACGCCGACGUGGUGACCAGCACCACGCACAAGACGCUGCGCGGCGCCAGGUCCGGGCUCAUCUUCUACCGCAAGGGCGUGCGCGCCGUGGACGCCCGCACGGGCCAGGAGACGCGCUACGACCUGGAGGACAGGAUCAACUUCGCCGUGUUCCCCGCGCUGCAGGGCGGCCCGCACAACCACGCCAUCGCCGCCGUGGCCGUGGCCCUCAAGCAGGCCAGCUCGCCCGCUUUCCGCCAGUACUGCGAGCAGGUGCUGAGGAACGCCAAGGCCAUGGCGCAGGCGCUGCUGCAGCGCGGCUACACGCUCGUGUCAGGCGGCACCGACAACCACCUGGUGCUGGUGGACCUGCGGCCCAAGGGCAUCGACGGCGCGCGGGCCGAGCGCGUCCUCGAGCUCGUCUCCAUCACGGCCAACAAGAACACGUGUCCGGGCGACCGCAGCGCCCUGACGCCGGGCGGGCUGCGCCUGGGUGCCCCCGCGCUGACCUCCCGCCGCUUCCAGGAGGCCGAUUUCCACCAGGUCGUGGCCUUCAUCGACGAGGCCAUCGAGCUGGCCCUGGACGUCAAGAGCAAGACCAAGAAGCUGCAGGACUUCAGGAGCUUCCUGCUGCAGGACGCGGCGACGCAGCGGCGCCUGGCCGAGCUGCGCCGGCGCGUGGAGACCUUCGCGGGCGCCUUCCCCAUGCCCGGCUUCUCCGACCGCUGAGCCGGGCACCUCCCGGGAACCGCGGGCGGCACCGAAACCACGGGGGGCUCCCCGCUUUGGACCCCCCCCAGCGCCUUCGGUGCUGCUGGGGGACGCGGGACGGGGCACCCCCGGGAUGCAGGGACCAAGACGCAGCAGCGGGAAGGGACCGUUCCGCGUGGCGGCCCCGUC